Molecule: messenger RNA, 2668 nt
Organism: Dromaius novaehollandiae (emu)
Lineage: Eukaryota; Metazoa; Chordata; Aves; Casuariiformes; Dromaiidae
Gene: PINK1
Product: PTEN induced kinase 1
Exons: 8
Coding region: 64-1758 (564 amino acids)
Biological process (GO): autophagy of mitochondrion; positive regulation of mitochondrial fission; protein phosphorylation
Cellular component (GO): mitochondrion
Molecular function (GO): protein serine/threonine kinase activity; ATP binding
Source: RefSeq, a predicted model, not a curated record
CGCGCGGCGCCCCGCCCCUCCCCUCCGGCGGCCGUUGCGACCGUUGGGACCGUUGCGGCCGCCAUGGCGCUGCGGCUGGCGCUGGCUCGCGGCCUGCGGCUGCUGCCGCGCUGGGGGCUGCCCCGCGCCGCGCCGCGGCCCCCCGCCGGCCCCCCGCCGCCCUCCUCCUCCUCCUCCUCCUCCUGCCGCCGCCGCUGGUCCUGGCUGCCGGCCGCCCGCGGGCUGCUGCUGGGCGGCGCGGCGGGCGGGCUGGCGCGGCGGGCGGCGGCGGCGCGGCGCGGCGGGGGCGGCCUGGCGCUGGCGUUGGCGCUAGCGCUGCUGGAGCCGCGCCUGGAGGAGCAGCGACGGGCCGAGGCGGCGUGUCGCCGCGUCCAGACAGUGUUUGUUGGAAAGAACAAGCCACUGAAAGAUCCACUGAGCCCUUUCCGCUGGCAGGGCUUCAAACUGGAAGAAUAUCUCAUCGGCCAACCCAUUGGGAAGGGCUGCAGCGCAGCUGUGUAUGAAGCAGCUAUUCCUGUGUCUCCUGACCGUCAAGGGAGCGUGGAGAGCAACCACCUCGCAGAAAAGGGGCCAGCCGUACAGCAGGACCAUGGCUCAGCUUUACAGGGCACAGAAGAGGAGCCUGGGCACCAACAAAAAGCGGCUUUUCCAUUAGCCAUCAAAAUGAUGUGGAAUAUUUCGGCUGGUUCUUCAAGCGCUGCCAUCCUCGAUGCCAUGGGGCAAGAGCUUGUUCCGGCCACAGGUGUUGCCUUAGCUGGAGAAUACGGAGCGGUCGCUCGCCACAGAAAACCCGUCUUUGGGAGGAAGAAGUUGCAGCCUCAUCCGAAUAUAAUCCAGGUGAUCCGAGCCUUCACAUCCUCUGUCCCUUUGCUGCCUGGAGCCUUCACGGACUAUCCCGACGUUCUUCCGUUAAGCUUGAAUCCCAGGGGGAUUGGUCACAACCGCACGCUCUUUCUGGUGAUGAAGAAUUAUCCGUGCACUCUGCGUCAGUAUCUGAGGGAGAGCAGUCCGGAUGCUCGUCUCUCCACGAUGAUGAUUUUACAGCUGUUGGAAGGCGUGGACCAUCUUGUUCGACACGGAAUAGCCCACAGAGACUUGAAGUCUGACAACAUCCUAGUCGAAUUUGAUUCUGCUGGCUGUCCUUGGCUGGUGAUCACAGACUUCGGUUGCUGUUUGGCAGAUGAAAAUAUUGGCUUGAGACUGCCUUUCCCCAGCUCUUACGUGGAUCGAGGUGGCAAUAGCUGUCUGAUGGCACCUGAGGUGGUCACAGCAUCACCUGGUCCAGGCGCGGUGAUCGACUACAGUAAAGCUGACGCGUGGGCUGUUGGAGCAAUCGCCUAUGAAAUCCUUGGCCUGGUCAAUCCUUUCUAUGGCCACGGGGAUUCAGCUCUGGAAAGCAGAAGUUACCGUGAGGACCAGCUGCCAAACCUGCCUGAUCACGUGCCCCUCGACGUGAAGCAAGUGAUAAAAAUGCUACUUCAGAGGGAUCCCAGCAAGAGAUUAUCCGCUAGAGUCGCCGCUAACGUGCUCCACUUAAGCCUCUGGGGCGAAAGCGUUCUAGCCUCCAAGACGCUGAAGCUCGACCAGAUGAUCGCCUGGCUUCUCUGCCAGUCUGCGGCCGCUUUGCUUAUGGACGGACUGGUGGAUAAAAGCAGGGUAGAAACAAAAAUGAAGAUGAGCUUCUUGGCAAACCUUGAGUAUGAAGAUCUCUGGGCAGCAGUGUUCUUGUUGCUGUCCUGGAGAAACCAGUCUGGGUGAAGGGUACAGUUCAGGGCGUGACCAUGCAGUAGAUAAAUGGCACUUUCUCAACGCACAUAGGAAUUCGUCUUUUCUGUCUGCCUGGAAUCCUUAAAUACUUUAGGGAAAAAAUCCGCAGGCCUGUGUUUGUGUCAUGUAAGAGGUUGAGUUUACCUGUAGCAAGUGUUACUACAUGCCGUUUUUCUCUUUCUGCUAGAAGAAAUGCCCUUUCAUCAUUACUGGUUUGGUGGGCGUUGCAGAACUUGCAGGUGUCUCGAGGUAGGUGGUUGGUUUUGUUCACCGGUGGGAACCUGUAGUUGACUUCUAGGUCACACGUUGGAUGAAGCAAGUCCCUUUUCAGAAGAGGGUGUGCACAGAAGGUGUUGUAUAGCUGUUCUUUACGCAGAAGCGUCACAAAUUUAAACAAUACAUGGGAAAGCUGAGCUGGCAAAAGGUGCGAUCUUCCUUUCCUUAGGGAAACCGCUGUGAACGUGCUCUUGUUAAGACUGUAUUCCUCCGCAGCCACAAAAAUACCUUGCUAUAAUAUGGCGGUCCGAAGGCCGCCUUGCUGAGAGGCCGUUUCUUGAGCAUCGUAAUUCUGCGGUACCUGCUGCCAAAGGAUCCCAGGCUGAGUCAGAUUGUGCCCAGUUGGGGAUAAUAAUGCUAUUUUAAAAAAGCUAAAUAAGGCUAAAGAGCAGCGCCUGCCUGGGGAGUUUAGUGUGACUCCGUUCUGUAUUACAUGCCUGGCUUUUCUGUUUCACAACGAAGUAAUAUCCUUUGAGGAGGGUAGGAGACAUCAGUUUUAAGACAAUAACCAUCAUAUUAAUGAAAAUAUCAUUAAAUUUUAUAUCCCUAAUUGCUGGUGUUUAGAGGAACUUGGGGAGAAAGUUGUUUAUGCUUGUUGCACAAUAAAUUGGAGAUUAUGUGCUGA